UGAGCGGUGGCGAUUGGUCGAUCCAUCGUCCAAGAGUCUACGCGCUGUUCGAUGACCCUUCAUGACGCUCGCCCAGUCAUCGCGUGAAUACCUCGUGAUAUACAUCGCCCUGUCGCCUGGAAGUACAAUCCAUUCGGCGACGUCGCGCAUCGCUCUCGCUCGGCCCCGAGAGUGCUCGCCUCAUUAUAAGUUCUCUGAUACGCUCACUUGGACACGAGACUCAUGACUCGCGAGAGCACGAUCAGUCGCGCGGUGGAGAUGCUGCUGCCUCUGUACGGCGUCUGGCCGGGCAGAUGGUGCGUGGUGAUCUUCAGGGUGUUUUGGGUCGUCUCGGUGAUGUUCAUCAUAUUCUGCCAUUAUCGUUAUUUCGUCUCACACGCGAGUAUCAAGAAUUUCUUCGACUUGGUGGAUUGCCUGAGCAGCUUCUUGGCGCACGUGAAAGUGAUAAUGAAGUUCAUCAUGUUCUGGAUCAAUGAGCGAAAACUGAUGGAAAUGUUGGCGCUGAUGACGGACGAUUGGAGAGAUCGUGCGAACAAGAACGACGGCGGCAUGAGCGUGAUGGUGUCCAAGGCGAAAACGUCCGAUCGCAUCACCAACGCGAUAAUGAUCAUUCACAUCUUAGGGGUCAUGAUGUAUUCCAUCGGGAUAAUCAUCGCCGACGCGGACAUCACGGACGAAACGAUCGAGGCGCCUUACAUAAACAAAUUGGAUUUUCCCUUCCGGAUCGACACGCAAUCGAUGUACAGAUUCGUGCUGAUCGUCGAGUGCAUACACAUGCUAGUAAUCAACAUGGGAGCCGGCAUCGCAAACGCCAUACUCUUAUCUCUGACUCUGCACGUCGGCGGCCAAAUAGAUAUUCUGCAACGCCAGCUGUCGGAGCUGGAGGUUGCGGAUCUCGAGAGCGGGCUGCGAUCGAUCGUCGGUACCGCGAGCGAAAUCAUUCGGAAGCAUCACAGAAUCAUCUACUUCUCGGAGAACAUCGAGAUUCUCUACACGUAUAUCGCCUUGGUUCUAUUCGCGUCCAACAUCAUAAUGAUCUGCUCGCUCGGAUUUCUCAUCGUAACCGCGAUUGGUACGCCCGACGCCAAGAAGCAGAUCAUAAGGUCUCUCAUGUUUUACACGUUGACGAACCUCGAGGCGUUCAUAUUCUGCUUCGCCGGAGAAUAUCUGAACAACAAGAGCAGUCGGCUUCGCAGCGUACAAUUGCGCGUGGUACAAUCUGAAGCCCAAGGAAAGCCGCAUCCUAUUGUUCAUAAUCCUGAGGUCGCAGAGGCAAUUAACGCUCACGGCUGGCAAGAUGAUAGAUCUCACCCUGGAAUCCUUCGCAAGUGUAAGAUUCACGCUGAACAAUGCGAUAAGUGCGAGACAAUUGCUCUAAUGAACACUCCGCGGGACACACACAUACACACACACACGCGCGCGCGCGCGAUUAACGAUUUCUCGUCGCCAGACAGAAAAAGACUUCUGCGUCGAUUCCCGAAGCACUUUGAUCGAAAAACAUGUUGACUCGUUCUUACAGAUCAUGAACGCAUCGGGAUCGUACCUGUCGGUGUUGCUGGCGAUGCAAUGAACGUCGCUCGGCGUCCGGCUUGGCGACUUUCGAUCGAAGUUUAGUCGUGAUACGUGAGGUAUACCGGAGCGGAUAUGUAAAUAUACCUUCACUAGUUACACAGACACAGGCACACAUUUGUAACAGCGCUUAUUUCUCGCUGAAAUAUAACUCGCGAGGCAAAUGUGA
Harpegnathos saltator (Jerdon's jumping ant) is the source of this 1738-nucleotide messenger RNA. Its product is annotated as odorant receptor 4. The transcript has 5 exons. Gene Ontology annotation, molecular function: olfactory receptor activity; odorant binding. Gene Ontology annotation, cellular component: plasma membrane. The coding region runs from base 223 to 1506 and encodes 427 amino acids. The record is from RefSeq and is a predicted model, not a curated record. Lineage: Eukaryota; Metazoa; Arthropoda; Insecta; Hymenoptera; Formicidae. Gene Ontology annotation, biological process: detection of chemical stimulus involved in sensory perception of smell; sensory perception of smell.